Messenger RNA from Lachancea thermotolerans CBS 6340, 8022 nucleotides. RefSeq names its product Gcn1p (gene GCN1). Lineage: Eukaryota; Fungi; Ascomycota; Saccharomycetes; Saccharomycetales; Saccharomycetaceae. Gene Ontology annotation, molecular function: protein kinase regulator activity. The record is from RefSeq and is a predicted model, not a curated record. The transcript has a single exon. Bases 1 to 8022 code for a protein of 2673 amino acids. Gene Ontology annotation, biological process: regulation of translation; cellular response to amino acid starvation. Gene Ontology annotation, cellular component: cytosol.
AUGAACUUGUUCAAAGAUUCUCUGGAGGGAGUUGGCCCCAUACUUGAGAAAAGUUGUCGAGAGUCUUCUUUAAAUGCAAGAGUCCCUGUGCUUGAAGAAGUACACUUGAUCCUCCAGGACCAGGGCCAGGAGCUCGGAGAACCAGUAAUUCAAGAAAUUGCAAAUACCCUUUUGGAAAGCUAUGUGUAUAUUAGGGACCAGAAGUCAGGGAGACUCAUUACCUCAAUUUUCGAGGACUUGUUCUUAAGGAGGCCAGCACUACUUGAGAGCUCGAACACUUUCAUUUUCAAUACGCUAAAAAAAAGCCUGGGCACCAAAGCUAUUUCCGACUACCUGAAUCUUUUGGACUGGACCAAUGCAUUUUUGAAGUUUGCAGCUUGCCACUCUGCAGACUUUACAGUCGAUUCAGCGAAAUUGUUACCAACGCUGUGCUUAGUUGUCUACUGCAUUGAGAUAGCAUUAGAUGGCCAUGAAGAUACCAAGCGCUCUAAAUUGAGUCAGAAUCAACACCGGAAAAGAAUACGCCAAAGCAUCUUGCAGUCGCUGAAUAAGACGUUGGCGUUUUGUUUGAGACAUGGCAAGGGCGUCUCUGUUGACACAAUCGUCAAUGGCACUUUACUCUCUACCGUUUCUAAGUUGCCUCCAGCUGGUUUAAUAAUUGUGAUGGGAUCACUAGUUAAAGCAGUGUUACAGCUUUUACCUUCACAGCCUGCUCACCACGCCGCAUUAGAAGUCGAUUUCGUUGUGCCUUUCUGUGAAUACGUGGGGAAAGAAGCUUUACUGGGCAAAGAACCUCCUUCGCCCUUCUGUAUUGAGACAUUUUUUGCCCCUUUUGCUCAGGAGUAUGUCACAUCAGAUCUAUUUAAGACCUACAUCCUACCAAGCCUGGAGAAAUGUAUCCUUAGGUCAGCGGAGGCUGGCCUGACUUUAGCCAAUGAGCUUUACAUUUGUAUCGACUCUCAAAAAAUCGAUCUAUGCUCCAUUUUCACCGAGUCAAAGCUAAUGAGUCAGUCAUUCUCUUCAUUGAAGAGCAGCAAAGAUUCAGUGAGAAAAGCCGCCCUAGAAUCCAUGCUAACAUUACUGCGUAUGUUGCGCCCAGAAACCUGCAACCCCGAGAGUUUGCGUAAAUUUGUAAACGAACUUUUCAAAAAUCUCAAGUCAAAUCUGAAUACAGAUUACAAAACAGUCGUCUCACGCUUGUUAUUGGUGACACCACCCUUCUUUCCUGAGGCUGUUUCAGACAUCGUAAAGGGGCUAACCCCGUAUGUUAGCAAAGAGUCCAACGAGGCUGCAUUGGAGCCCAUGCUUAAAGCUUAUUUUGCACAUUACUCGAAAAUGGGAUCUUCUACAAAAGAAGGCUAUGCCGUUAUAAAAGCUGGUCUGAAUGACAAAAAGCAGCAGGUCAGAAGGUUAUGGGUUGUGUCAUUGGUAGAGGUUAUCGAUGCAAGCUGGGAGGAUGCUAUACACGAGUUCCUGCCAAUGAUCUUGGAUUUCAUGAGAGACAUUCUGAUGUCUCCUUUUAAACAUCCAGCGAGAAGCAUCUUGAGUUGCUUUGUUUGUGUCGACCGCGCUCACGAAACAGAAAAGAAUACCCUUUCAACCGAAUUGCACUCUUUAAUAGACGACAUCCACCAAAAAUCUCAUUCCUUGGGAGACGCCUGGUUAGUGGCUACAACAUCAGCCAAUCUGGCUGCCGAAGAUCGCAAAGCCGCACUGAGUUUGCUGUCCAGAGCUUAUGAAAGACAUCCACUAAUGGUUGGCCUGGAUGUGAUUAAGUCACUAGAAGAAGAAACGCGGCAAGGUUUCGCUUCAGGAAAAAAUGGCGUCUCGAUCCGUUACUCAACUCCCGUUUUUAACGUACUAGCGUGCACCAUAGAUGAUAAAGCUGCUCUCGAGGGAAUUCUGGUAGACCUACUAGUGCUCGCCCAGCACCCAGGUUUCAAGCUCAAAAACGGAUGGGCUGGGUUGGUCAUGCAAGCUCAAUUAGAUCCCAACCACCUCGUUCUAAAAUUUGCUGAUAAGAUUGUUGAGAAGUUUGAAACAUACUUGGGUGGCGAACAUAUUGCCUUAUCCCCACUCGAAAAAGCAACAGUAAAGUCACUGUCUUACGCUGCCUUUAUCAACUCUUCAGCCACUGCGCCACUACUAGUGGGUAUUUUCGAGCGAGACUUUGACAACAAUAGACUGUCACAUAUCGACGACUCGCAAAUCAAAAUUUGGAGAGGCGCCGAGGGCCAGCUUGUUGUCAAUGUGCUUGACAAAAAGGACAAAAAGUUAGAGGAUAAAAACUCUAAAGACUAUGAAACUCUAAAGUGGGAAGAGGACAUAAGAAAGAAACAAGCAAAGAAAAACGCUCCUUCUCGAAAAUUAUCUAAGGAGGAGAAGGAGCUAGUGGAUGCGCAGCUUUCUAAAGAAUCCAGCGUUCGCAAGAACGUUAACAAGAUUGUCUCUGAACUUAGAAGGAGCUGCUUACUGGUUCAAGAAUUGGUUCAUGGAGCCCGCCUUGUGGAUAACGGCACUGAUACAUGGUUCUCGGUGGCCGUCUCCCGUCUUUUAAGUGCGUUGCGUCAAGAAGUUUUUACUGAGUUACUCCCAGGCGAUGGCGUUGAGACAUUCCUUGAUCUGUCAAAUGUCAUCUCUGAAAGAUUAGGAAACAUCAGGUACUUUACUGCGGUUGCAACCCUCAGAAGUUAUGGUGUUCAUGCCAUUCCAGAGAAUUUGACUCAGGAGCCGUUAUUAGAUCUUAUUUCAAGGGUGUUGUUUCGGAUCAAAUUUGCUGCUAACAAAAAACGGUUCGAGUCUCUAACUUUGACGUUUCUACUUCCCUUGCUUUCCAAGGUCCUAGAAGACGGUAAGAAUGUCUCUCUAAAAAACGCGAGUAAGCCGCUUGUCAAGAGCGAAUUCAUUGAGGAAGACAAAGAGGAAGAACAUCUUCUGCUUGCAAUGGAAAUCAUUUCUAGUCAUGCCGAGUCUUUUAGCGAUCCCGCUAUUCCAAGAGAGCAUAUAUUAGAAGUGCUGUUGUCGCUACUUUCCGUACCAUCAAAGGCAAGAUCAUCUAAAGAGUGCUUCCUAGCUUUGUGUCAAAACAUUUCGAUCUCACCAAACGCGGAGGACUUAGAGCUGAUACUCGGUACCUUGAUGUCUCCUAGUGAGUUUGUCCGGGCUACAAUUCUUGAGGCUAUCGACGACGAAUUUGAACUCAGUCCUUACAUGAAAUUUUCACCGCAGAUUUUCAUUUUAAUGCAAGAUGCUAGCGAGUCAAACCGUGACACUGCCUCAUUCAUUUGGCAAUUUAACAAGUUUGAAGUUAAUGAAGAAUUGAUGAUAUCCCUUCUUAACUUUUUUGCUCAAACUGAUAGCGGCUUGCGGCUAUUUGUCGCUAGAGCAUACGCAAACGCUUUGCGAAUCCUCACUGCAAAAUCUGAAGGCUUCUUUGAAAAAUACCUCGGCGUGCUUAUGGACUUCUACUCCUCGAAAGCUCGUGUACCGGAUCCUAUAGUUGAUGAAUAUGGUCUAGUUGUGAUGAGCUCAGAAGCUCAGAAAGACCACUGGGAGGAGAGAAGCACAGCAGCAAUUGCGUUUAAAGAGUUUUCUACUUUUUAUCCGGAGGACAGUGAAUGCGCGGUCAAGUUUGUUGAGUUCUUGGUGAACAGCGGAGCGCUUGGAGACCGUGAACUAUUGGUUAGGCAAGAGUUGAAGGAGGCAGGUAUCGAAAUAAUAGCUCAUCAUGGCAUCCGUAACGUCGAAAAACUAAUACCCGUUUUUGAGAGAGAACUUGCUGAAAACAAUGAUGUGGCAACUAAAGAGAAUGUCAUUAUUUUGUAUGGUACCCUAGCCAGACAUUUGCCAGCUGAAGAUUCCCGUGUAGUGGUCAUUUUGGAGCGUUUACUAAACACUCUUAAUACUCCAUCAGAGGCGGUUCAGCAGGCUGUUUCAGCUUGCAUAUCACCCCUGGUCAAAUUGCUUGGUUCUCAGGUCGAAGGCUACAUCGAAGAUACAGUCCAAAAGCUAUUGAACUCGAGGGAAACGAUGACAUCAAGGCGAGGAGCAGCAUGGGGUCUAGCUGGUUUGGUUAAGGGCUUUGGCAUCGGUGCCUUGUCCCAAUUUGACAUUAUCCGCAACCUUGUUGACGCUUCCGAAGACAAAAAGGACCCUGUCAGGAGAGAGUCAGUGGCUUUUGCUUUCGAAUGCCUCUCGAAGGUUUUGAAUAAAUUUUUCGAGCCUUAUGUUAUCGAAGUUCUUCCUAAUAUUUUGAAAAACCUUGGCGACUCAGUUCCAGAAGUGCGUGAAGCAACUGCCAAUGCUACAAAGGCCAUCAUGGCGAACACGACCGGUUUUGGUGUUAAGAAACUCAUUCCCGUGGCUGUUAACAAUCUGGACGAUAUUUCAUGGCGAACCAAGAGAGGCUCUGUCGAGUUACUGGGUAACAUGGCUUACCUAGAUCCAACUCAAUUAUCGGCUUCUUUGUCCAACAUUGUCCCAGAAAUUGUGGCGGUUUUGAACGAUUCUCACAAAGAAGUUCGUAAGGCCGCAGAUCAGUCUUUAAACCGCUUCGGCGAAGUUAUCAGAAACCCAGAAAUUCAAAAGUUGGUUCCGACUUUAAUCAAGGCUAUUAGUGACCCAACAAAGCACACAGAAGAAGCUUUAGACGCACUGAUCCAGACGCAGUUUGUUCACUACAUUGACGGCCCGUCACUUGCUCUUAUUAUCCAUGUUAUUCACCGAGGUAUGCGUGAAAGAUCUGCGAACACCAAGAGAAAAUCGUGUAAGAUCGUGGGAAAUAUGGCGAUUUUGGUCGACUCCAACGAUUUGGUCCCUUACCUACAGCAGCUGAUAGAUGAGGUUGAACUUGCUAUGGUUGACCCAGUGCCUAACACAAGGGCAACUGCAGCACGCGCGUUAGGUGCUCUGGUUGAAAGACUGGGUGAAGAGCAGUUCCCACAUUUGAUUCCUCGUCUGAUGUCGACCCUAAGCGACGAAUCGCGGGCUGGGGACCGUUUGGGCUCUGCCCAGGCGCUUGCAGAGGUCAUCAGUGGAUUGGGAUUGUCCAAGCUUGAUGAGCUCUUGCCAAACAUUAUGGCUGGGGUCACAAACUACAAGACUUAUGUCAGAGAAGGAUUCAUGCCUUUACUCCUCUUCCUACCAGUUUGUUUUGGAGCUCAGUUUGCUCCUUAUAUCAGUCAGAUUAUCCAGCCUAUUUUGGCUGGCCUAGCUGAUGUAGAUGAGAGCAUUUCAGAUACCUCAUUAAAGGCAGGUAAGCUCAUUGUCAAGAACUACGCCACUAAAGCUAUCGAUUUGUUGCUUCCUGAGCUCGAGAAAGGAAUGUUUGAUGAGAAUGAGAGAAUCAGACUUUCGUCGGUUCAGUUGACUAGUGACCUAUUGUUCCAGGUUACCGGGAUUUCUUCAAAGAACGAGUUCACCGAUGAAGAGGGUGACUUCAAUCACGAAGUUACCAAGCAGCUUGUCGAAGUUUUGGGCCAGGAUCGCCGCGAUAGAGUUCUGUCUGCCCUAUUUGUUUGCAGAUCUGAUUCUUCUGGUGUUGUCCGCGCUACUACUGUUGAUGUUUGGAAGGCGAUUGUUCCUAACACAUCACGCACGGUUAAAGAGAUCCUUCCUACUUUGACAAACAUAAUUGUGGUUCAUUUGGCCUCUCCAUCGGCAACUUUACGGCACAUUGCAGCACAGACUCUUGGAGAUCUUGUAAGACGGGUUGGUGGAAACGCUCUAUCUCAAUUGCUACCAACGCUCGAAAACUCCCUCAUCGAAUCCAAUGGCUCGGACUCAAAGCAGGGAGUAUGUAUCGCCUUGUGCGAGCUCACUCAAUCAUCUUCUCCAGAAAAUCUGGUUGAAUACCAGGCGGAGAUUGUUAACAUAAUUCGCAGCACUUUAGUUGAUGACGAUGUUGUCGUUAGAGAAGCUGCAGCUCUUUCUUUCGACGCUUUCCAAGAGGUAUUUGGUAAAGUGGCUAUUGACGAGGUUCUACCUCAUCUGCUAAACAUGCUCACGUCUUCAGAGGACUCUGAAUACGCGCUCUUGGCUCUGCAAGAAAUUAUGUCCACCAAGUCUGAGGUUAUUUUCCCAGUGUUGAUACCUACCUUAUUGCAACCUCCUAUUGACGCGUUCAGGGCAAGGGCUCUUGGAUCUUUGGCCCAAGUUGCUGGUUCUGCUCUGUAUAAGCGGUUGUCACUAAUCAUCAAUGCUCUCGUCAAUACGCUGGAGCGAAAUGAUGUAGAUGAUCCAACGAAUAUUGUAUUAGAGGACGCACUAGAUAAAGUGUUGAGUUCUGUGACCGAUGAUGAGGGCAUGCACCCACUCUUACAGCAGAUUCUAAGUUUGAUGAAGGACGAAAACAAGAAGAAGCGUGUCAUUGUUUUGCAACGUCUUGCGAACUUCUUCAAAAACACUGUCUUAGAUAUGAAUAUCUACAUCCCAGAGAUCAUAUCACAGUCUGUAGUGUUAUUUGAUGACGAAAAUCCUCAUGUCCUGCAAAGCGUCUUUGAUGAACUCACUGUUCUGGUCAAGAAACAAGACAAGCUAAUGCUUGAGAAGUUAGUUAAGCCUGCUAAACAGGCUUUGCAGUUGGUUGGUAGAGGUGACGAAGAGCUCGAGGUUUUCAAGCUCCCCAAGGGCCCUAGCUGCAUUUUACCUAUUUUCCUACAUGGGCUCAUGUAUGGGUCAAAUGAAGAUCGGGAACUCUCGGCCAUGGCCAUCGCCGAUGUUGUUAAGAGAACGCCAGCCACUAAUUUGAAGGCAUUUGUUACUGUGAUUACGGGGCCUUUGAUUCGUGUGGUUGGUGAAAGAUUCCCCAGUGACGUUAAAGCUGCGAUUUUGUACGCAUUAAACGUCCUAUUCGCCAAGAUUCCACAAUUCCUAAGACCUUUCAUUCCUCAACUGCAACGCACGUUUGUGAAGUCAUUGUCUGACUCUUCUAAUGAGACCUUGCGCCUGCGUGCUGCAAAGGCUCUCGGUUCACUCAUUGAAUAUCAGCCCAGAGUUGACCCACUGGUAGUUGAGCUGGUCGCUGGUGCCAGACAAGCUACUGACAGCGGGGUAAAAACAGCUAUGUUGAAGGCCUUGCUCGAAGUUGUGUCGAAAGCAGGUUCAAAGCUCAAUGAAAACUCAAAAAGUAGCAUUAUUAACUUGGUCGAGGAGGAAAUUCUUGUUGUUGACAACAAAUUGGCGACUGCCUAUGCAAAGCUUAUUGGCUCAUUGUCUGAAAUUAUGACCAAAGAAGAAGCAGCCAAUAUUUUGAACGAGAAGGUUCUCCAGGUCGACCUAUCUAGUGAGUCAGGUCGCUUUGCUAUUCUCACGCUGAAUUCAUUCUUGAGGGACGCUCCGGCACACAUUUUGCAGUCCGAGGUGGUAUCAGAGCUUGUGAACUACUUGAUUGUAGCAGCUAACUCUAAUAGCCCUUACAUUUCAGACAAUGCUCUCACAGCAAUUGGUAAACUGCUGUUGUUGGAAAAUGAGAAAAAGUCGCCAUUUUCUAAAAGAGAAUCCGAAACCUUUUUUGCUCUUGGGGAACAGAAUAUUAGAGCUUUAGUCGAAGUUCUCGCGAAAGACAUGUUGGUCCCUGCAAGCAACUCUCUUGAUUCCAGAAGACUAUCGCUAGUAGUUGUCAGGACUUUGGCAAGAUUCAAGUUUGACGAGUGCGUCAAACCUUAUUAUGACCAAUUAGGUCCAUCUGUUUUUUCUUGUUUACGCGACACGAUCAUUCCUGUCAAGUUGGCCGCGGAGAAAGCGUACUUAGCCAUUUUCAGACUAGUCGAGGAGGAGGACAUGUGCUCAUUUGAAAGCUGGUUCAAAGGCCUCACGGGCCCUUCUGUGAAAAGCAGCGCUGGAUCUGAGAUACAGCUCAGAUCUAUUGGCGAUUACACUAAGCGUGUUGGUAAAAGAUUGGCUUCUGUUGAGAGAGAGAGAAUCGCAGCUGGCGGUGACCCGGAGACUGUUUUCUCUGAUAGAUAUGAGGAUGAAAGCGAAAUUUGGGCUGUCGGCGGCGUUGAGCUGGUGAAAGACGUUUGA